Messenger RNA from Ctenopharyngodon idella (grass carp), 6125 nucleotides. Its product is annotated as general transcription factor 3C polypeptide 1. The transcript is spliced from 37 exons. The record is from RefSeq and is a predicted model, not a curated record. Lineage: Eukaryota; Metazoa; Chordata; Actinopteri; Cypriniformes; Xenocyprididae. Gene Ontology annotation, molecular function: DNA binding. Gene Ontology annotation, cellular component: transcription factor TFIIIC complex. Gene Ontology annotation, biological process: 5S class rRNA transcription by RNA polymerase III; transcription initiation at RNA polymerase III promoter. Bases 78 to 6044 code for a protein of 1988 amino acids.
GUUGACAGGCAGCGGAAGCAGCAGAGAAGCAGCCCUCCUCUGAAGAGUUCGGCGCUGUUUGCUCACUGCUGACAGCGAUGAUGGACCCGUUGGACGCGGUUCUGGAUGAGGUGGCUCUGGAGGGUUUGGACGGGAUCAGCGUUCAGACGCUCUGGUUGAGGCUGCGGAGUCGUCAGCCCGAGUUCAGUUUGAAUCUGGAUCCGCUCAGUCAGCAGUUCAUCUGGAGCUGCUUGAGCCGAACCGCGGAGAUCCGCUUCUAUCUGCUGCCGGAGAGCCGCAGAACCGUCGUCUUACACGACCGGUUCGUGGAGGUGGACCGGAACACGGGCAUUCAUGAGAUGCGUCAGGUCGAGCCGCAGGACGUGUACCCGGUGCGCGUGCUGACGGACGACCCCAGCGGCCUGCAGGGCUCCUGCCUGUUCUUCAGCGAGCGCGUGGACGUGAGCGAGCAGGUCCGGGCGCCGCUGACGCUGGAGGAGGUCCAGACCCGGUGGGGCGAGCGUCUGGUGAUGGUGGCGUCCGCGGAGCUCCGCUAUCGCGCUCUGAUCGGGCCGGAGGGAAACCCGGAGCUGAAGCUGCCGGACCUGUGCUACUGUAUCCUGGAGCGGCUGGGCCGAGCGCGGUGGCAGGGAGAGCUGCAGAGAGACCUGCACACGCGCGUCUUCAGAAUGGACGCAGGUAAGAUGCAUUAUCUGAGGAGGAAGCUGGACAGGAACGGGCUGAUCACGCUACAGUCACACGUCGCGCGACUGCCGUCAGGAGCUCAACAACACUCGCUGCUGCUGCUGCUCAAGCGCUUCCACGUGGACCGGAGGAGUAAGUAUGAUAUCCUGAUGGAGUCCACGUCCAACCUCCUGUCUGAGCUGCCCGAUAAGACGGGCGUGAUCAUGAAGAUCCGCGAGCAGCUGCGUGUCAGCGAGCGCACCUUCAAGCGCGUGUAUCAGUACAUGACCGCCGCUAAGAUGGUGACCCUGCUGAAGCUACCUCUGAAGGAGUUCGACCCCAACGGAGGCCCCUUCAAAACCCUGCGAGGCACUGACGUGUUUGUGCGCUGUCUGAAGCUCCUGAAGCCGUACGGACAGAAGGACGUGGAGGAGGAGGAGGAUGAUGAGAACAAUGAUGAAGAUGGCGACGCCCCCGUCAAGAGGAACGUCCUCGCAGAGCCUCGCAUCAUCGAGCGUGACGUGCUGACUCAAGCCUAUGACAUCGUGGUGUCGACCGGGACCAGAGGGAUCUCUCAGUCGGUCCUGCGAGGGAAACUCAACGUCGGAAAACUCGAGGGACGAAUGAUCUGUAGACUACUGGAGCGAAUCGACAUGAUCAAGGGCUUCAUGGAGGACGAGGGGCGGCAGAGAACCACCAAAUACAUCAGCAAACUCUUCGUGGAGCAGAGUAAACUCAGCAUGCAGUUCACGAAAGAGCGGCAGCGCAGCCAACACCUGCGCGUCACACACCUGACUGAGCCUAAACCACAGAAGCAGCCGGAGCCAGCGCCACCCGCGGGCGUCUCUGAGGAGGACGAGGGAGUGAAGGGCCACGCUGGAGCACAGGAAACACUGCAGAAAGGCCACAAGCCCCUGAAGCUCAAACAGUCCAAACUCAGCUUCAGCAAACAAGCCACGCCCCUCAAAAAGAAGCCCUCUGCAAGAGUGGGUGGGGCUAAAGCCUCUCAGAAGGAUGUAGUUGGACAGAACGCAGAGCCUGCUGACCACGCCCCCAGCACGAGCACCAGCCAAUCACAUCACUCUGAGGAACCGCAGCCAGUGAUCGUGGAGGUGCUGGCGGAGAAGACGAAGAAGGUGGAAAUUCACGAGACGUACCGACUGCUGAAACGCAAGAACAUGAUCAUAGAGGCCGUGCGCUGCAGCAAGAUCAUCGAGGGCUUUUACUCGCUGCAGAAGCUGCUGACGGAGGAGGAAAGGAAGGAUGGCGUGAACACUAAAGUCUGUAAGAAAAGUGUGGUGAGGCUGAUCCGCUCGCUGUCUCGAGAGGGUUUACUCAAACUCUACAGGACCAUCGUCAUACAGGACGGAGUACAGAAGAAGGUUGAGUUCGUGGUUCAUCCCUCCGUUACGCCGGACGAUCUGCUGGUCAAAAGUGCCAUAGAGCAGAUCCGCAUGCGUAUGUCCAGCUCGGCCUCUGCAGCUCGGGUUGAGUGUCAGGCAGAAAAAGCCAAGUCCAGCGCACAGGAGGCGAAGGAGAAUAAAGCAUCAUCUUCCUCGCGUCCGUCUCAAAGCAGCGGCCUGAAGAAGGUGUCUGAGAAGAUGGGCGUCAAAACCCUCAAAUCCUUCAGACCCGUCCUUGUUCCAGGACUCGGCCGCUCCAUGGGUUUCCAGCCCAAGAUGCCUCGUCUGCGUAUCGUUCACUCCUUCCUGUGGUACCUGAUUUAUGGGCAUCCUAUCAGAAGAUCCGGUCCUGCCGACCCGGUUCCUGACGCUCCGGCACAGUCCGACCCAGAGACGCUGGCGGCCGAACAGAUGGAGGGGCAGUUCAGAGUGUAUGUGAAGGAGAACAGCUGGAAGAGGUACAUCCCUCCCCUCCCGCUGCAUAAAGACUUCGGAUACGGAUGGGCCCUCAUCAGUGACGUUCUGGUGUCGCUGCCGCUCAGCAUCUUCAUGCAGGUCGUCCAGGUCAACUAUCAGGUUGCAGGUUUGCAGGAGUACCUGAAUGAUCCAGUGAGGAAACAUUAUCUGAUCAGAUUCCUCCCUGCUGAGAUGAAGAGACAACUGCUGCACAGGAGGAAGUACAUCUUCAAUUUCCACGAGAGUCUCCAGAGGUUGUGUUUCAUGGGCUUGCUGCAGUUCGGACCCACGGAGAAGUUCAUGGAUAAAGAUCAGGUGUUUGUUUUCCUGAGGACGAAGGGCACAAUCGUGGAUACGACGGUGUGCGACCCGCACUAUAACAUGGCCAUCGAGACCAUCCGGCCGUUUGAGAGGAGACACUAUGUGUUCAGUAGCGCACAGGACGUGGAGAAUUACUGGUUCGACCUGCUGUGUGUGUGUCUCAACACACCUCUAGGUGUAAUCAGGCCGCGUCAUGGCCAAAGUAACGCUGAGGGGGCGGAGUCUGACGUCGUCAUGACAAUGGAGCGUAACACCAGGCUGCUGUACACGCUACAGGGCAGUUGUAACGUGGUGGAUGAUGGUGUUACCCCCGGCGACGGGCAGGGCGCUGGCGGACUGGACUCGUCCUUUUACAGCCACCUGAAACGCAACUGGACGUGGACCAGUCACCUGAUCAACGAAAGCAAACAGAACACUGAAGAUACAGGAACGCAUCAUGCCGUCAGACUGAGGAACCUGCUGUCCAAACACCCUCUGCCCAAACCGCCCACGCUCUCCGCGGUUCAGAGCAGAGGGAAGGUGGCGCCCCCUGCCGUCCUGGAGGAGGAGGUGCGUCUGAGCUCAGAGCCGUCCAGCAGGAACGAGGAGGUGCGCGGAGGACGAAACCUCAAACGCAAGAGAGCAGCAAACCAGAGCAGCAAGAAAGAGAGCAGCAAACCGGCCCGCAAGAAGAAGAAAGUGCGAGCGUGUAGGCAGAGUCAGGCUCAGGACGAGACGGACCAGCGGGCUCUGCUGCAGAUGACCCGACAGAGAGUGGCCUGGACGCACAUGGAGGACAGUCUGCUGAUGCUGUGCCGCGUCGCCAGCCACUUCCUUAACCGCAAGCUGAAGAGGCCGUUCGUGCCCUGGACGGUGGUUCGUGACGUGCUGCACGCCGAGUUUGAGUUAUCGCUGGAUAAAACAUCUCUGUCUGUCAGCCGACGCUCACGAUACAUCAUGAAGAACCCGCAGACCUGCCUCAACUACAGGAUUUGUCUGGCUGAGAUGUAUCAGGAUAAAGAGCUGAUGGCCAGAUUCAUGAACCGAACGGACGACUAUAAUGAUGUGAAGGUGUGUGCUGAUGAGUAUAAGGAGUUUGUUCGCUCUCUGAGGUCAAAGUUCAGCUCCAGUUACGGCUCCAGUGAUAUCAUCAUACCAGACACCAGAGACGAGCUCUUUCACAAGUUUAAGGUGUACACGAUUGACGAAUCACUCGAGUGCAGUAAAGACGUCUUGAAGAGGAAGGAGGACAUUGAUGUUCUGGUGCUGUUUAAUUUAAUUCAGAGCACACUGGUGCUCACCAACGCUCAGAUGAAGAACUACAGACCCUUCCAGACGUUCUGUCUGUACACGCGCUACAGCGAGGAGGUUCUGUCCCAGGCCUUCCAGACGUGUCGUAACCGGGCGUUAGUGAACCGCCGGCGGCCCAUCACCAAAGCCCACCUGAAGAAGUGCCACUCGCUGCCCUUCCUGCCCAUGUCCUACCAGCUGUCACAGCACUACUACAGGUUCUUCACGUGGCGUUUCCCGAGCCUCAUCUAUAACGAGGCGUUCGAUCUGAUGACGGGUUUAUACAAGGGCGGCAGCAGCGACAGACCCAACAACUUCCACUUCCAGAAAGACCCUGAGAACCCGGGAGAAGAGGGUGACGCGAGACAGGAGGAGGACGAGGACGAUGCUCAGGCCAUGCUGCAGUUCCCCAUGGACGCUCCGGGGGGCGCCAGCGCGUGCUGCCUGACCCUCAUGACCCUGGGCCUGCUGUCCGUGGACAUCAGUAUCCCACAGCAGAUCGUGGUGGUGGACACUACAAUGGUGGACAACGAGGUGGUCAAGAGUCUCACUAAAGCACUGGAGGAGGAAGAGGAGGAUGAUGAUGAAGUGAGGAAGAGGAGGCCGGAGGUCAAAUCCACACAGGCGUCUCACACCAAUUACCUGCUGAUGAGGGGAUAUUACGCUCACGGGAUCCUGCGCUCGCAGACGCACAACUCCAACAGCACCGACAACAUCAUGGUCAACGCCUGCACCGUCCACCUGCAGCUGAGACGCACACCGCAACACACACUCUUCACUGCAGACGCUGACGCUGUCUCAGCUCUGUCUCCGUCCGCUCCUCCGUCUCUCCCGCUGUCGUUCACGCGAGUGUUCCGCUCGGCAGCUGUCGAGCCGCAGGCCUUCUUGGACCGGUGUGUGAGCGCGUCGGGAUACGGAGCGCAGGACGUCCAGGCGGCGACGGAGAUCAGAGAUGCCGUGCAGGAGGGGGCGGAGUUUGGCAUUGACAGACAGGACCUGUGCGAGCACUUCAUACACCUGGAGCGGCCGGAGGACGGGCGGAGCAGAACGCUCCAGCAGUACAUACAGGAUCUGGUGGAUGGAGAGCAGCUGGUGGAGGUGGGCGCUCUCUCUCAGAGGCUGGUAUGUGUGGAGGCUGCGUCUCAUUGGCUGUUGGAGAGCGCAUGUGAUAGUGUGCAGAUGAAGAGAGGCCCCGCCCAUGACCAUGACUCCGCCCUUGCCACACCCCCACCUACCAAGAGACGGGCCGUGGAAUCUGAUUCCCAGGAGAUUGUUGCCAUGGAAGGAGUCUCCACAAGCACAGCUGUCAGUCAUACCGUCGCCACGGAACCCGUCUCCACGGACACAGCUUCAAAUCAGUCUCCUGCAAAUCAGGAGGCGGUUCGUGAAGUUGACGGGAACUCAGAACAGCGCGUGACAGAUGUUGAAGGGGCGGAGCUUAAUAAAGACCCCGCCCCCUCUCAGAUCAAAGAUGGAGCUGAAGGAGCUGCCGAUCAGGAGGAACACGGCGUCCGGGAGCCGGUGCGGUUCGUCAGCCGGCCGUGGCGUGUGGUGGACGGCUCGCUGAAUCGUCCGGUGUGUAAAGGCAUGCUGGAGUCGCUGCUGCUGCACAUCAUGUCGAGUCCGGCGCUGCGCGAGUCUGAGCUGCUGCAGCACUACAGUCAGGUGCUGCAGCCCGUCGUCAUCCUGGACCUGCUGCAGGUCCUGAUGGAUCUCGGCUGUGUGAGGAAGCGCUAUGUCGUCCAGAAGCACAAACCCUCACUCUUCUCCAAGCCCAGGGUGCCGCAGGUCAAAGGUCAGGCCGAGGUCAGCGUGAGCGACGCGGGGACGGCGUUCUACGAGCCCACGGUGGACUGUGUGCUGAGGCUGGCGCGAGUCUUUCCUCACGAGCUCAACUGGAACAAAUGGGUUCAGCUGUGUCUCCGCGCCUGAGCAAAACGUUUCUGUUCGCAUGUUAAUUAUUUUUUAAUAUUGUCUGCUUCUGUUGCACAAAAUAAAGACCUUUUUUCAUAA